UAGAACUGGACGGCUACACGUCCCCGCUAUCGGCAACUAAAAACAGUAUAUCUCAUAUCAUCAUCAUCCUCCUCAGUGACCCUCUUUGUUGUUUUGCAUAUAAAAGUACAAAGUUUCUUUCUUUGAUGAAAAGCUUAUCCAACCUCCCCUCAGCUUGCCCAUUUCCAUUUCUCUGUUUUUGUUCACUCCAUUCCAGAAAGCAAGAUUAAUCGUAAAAGAUUUAGAAAUUUAGAUUUUUUUUUGGUGAUGAUGGGUAGUUUUCAGGAGAGAUUUUCUUCCUUUUUCAAUAACAGAUGGCUGGUGUUUGUGGCUGCAAUGUGGAUACAAUCGUGCGCCGGUGUUGGGUAUUUGUUUGGGAGUAUUUCGCCAGUUAUAAAGAGCUCGUUGAACUAUAAUCAGAGGCAGGUUGCUAGUUUGGGUGUGGCUAAGGAUCUUGGGGAUAGUGUUGGGUUCUUGGCAGGGAGUUUGUCUGAAAUCUUGCCUUUGUGGGGUGCUUUGCUGGUUGGUGCUUUGCAGAAUCUAGUUGGAUACGGUUGGGUUUGGCUUCUUGUUACUGGUCGAUCUCCUGUUUUGCCUUUGUGGGCUAUGUGCAUUCUUAUAUUUAUCGGGAACAAUGGUGAAACCUACUUCAAUACAGUUGCUCUGGUUUCUUGUGUACAAAACUUUCCCAAAAGCCGGGGUCCUGUGGUGGGAAUACUCAAAGGCUUUGCUGGUUUAAGUGGUGCAAUUUUGACCCAAAUAUAUACAAUGAUCCAUUCCCCUAAUCAUGCAUCUCUCAUAUUCAUGGUUGCAGUAGGGCCAGCAAUGGUAGUGAUUGCUCUAAUGUUCAUUGUAAGACCUGUUGGAGGUCACAGACAAGUUAGACCAUCUGACGGCACAAGCUUUACAUUUGUAUAUAGUGUGUGCCUUCUAUUGGCUGCUUAUUUGAUGGGGGUCAUGCUUCUUGAAGAUCUAGUUGAUUUGAGCCACACUUUUUUCAUAAUUUUCACGGUGGUUUUGUUUGUUCUCAUUUUGCUUCCCAUUGUGAUUCCUAUUUCAUUGAGCUUUUUCCAAGAACCUAAAGAUCCAACAGAAGAGGCUCUUUUACCUGAGCUACAGAAACAAGAAGCUGGAAAAUCUGAACCUGAUGCCCCUGAGGUAAUAUUCAGUGAGGUGGAAGAUGAGAAGCCCAAGGAAGUAGACUUGCUUCCAGCAUUAGAAAGGCAAAAGCGAAUUGCACAGUUGCAAGCCAAACUAUUCCAAGCAGCUGCAGAAGGAGCAGUGAGGGUCAAAAGGAGAAGAGGUCCACAUAGAGGUGAGGAUUUCACCUUGAUGCAGGCACUGAUUAAGGCAGAUUUCUGGCUUAUUUUUGUCUCACUUUUGUUGGGUUCUGGAUCUGGGCUGACUGUGAUUGAUAACCUGGGUCAAAUGAGCCAGUCUCUAGGGUAUGAUAACACACACAUAUUUGUGUCCAUGAUCAGCAUCUGGAACUUUCUUGGCCGUAUUGGCGGGGGUUAUUUUUCAGAGGUUAUUGUGAGGGACUAUGUUUAUCCAAGGCCAGUGGCAAUGGCUGUUGCACAACUCAUUAUGGCUAUUGGGCAUGUGUUCUUUGCUUUUGGGUGGCCUGGGACAAUGUACAUUGGUACUUUACUGAUUGGCUUAGGCUAUGGAGCUCAUUGGGCAAUUGUGCCAGCUGCUGCAUCAGAGUUGUUUGGCUUGAAAAAGUUUGGGGCUUUGUACAAUUUCCUCACUCUAGCAAAUCCUGCAGGUUCUCUUGUCUUCUCUGGUCUAAUUGCAAGCAGCAUUUAUGACCGAGAGGCUGAAAGGCAGGCUCAUGAGCAUCAUCACCACAAGUGUGAAGGUGCUGUAUGCUUCUUCCUUACUUCCAUGAUUAUGUCAGUUUUCUGCAUAAUUGCGGUUGUCUUGAGCAUGAUUCUUGUGCAUCGGACUAAGAUCGUCUAUGCAAACCUCUAUGGAAGAUCUCGUACUUGAUUUUGGGAAGAGAACUAAACCAGGCUCUUAUAACUAGAGUACUUCAUCCAUUUUACAGUGGUGUUUGUAUACUCCAAGCAAGGUUUUUAGAAAUUCUUAAUGUUUUUUUUUCUUGGAACACAUUACUAGAAGACAGAAAAGUGAAGCAUACUCCAGAGGAACUCUCAUCUGAAGUCUCUGUUUUUCGUUUGCUUUUUAUAUAUAAUAUUUGUAACCUGGGUGCAGCCAUUUAGUCACAGGAGAUUAGCUUUGGAAUGUUGGAAUAUUGUAUAUUUUUUUCAUAUUCUAUUUGAAGAAUCAAUCUAUUAUUUUGCUUCA
Molecule: messenger RNA, 2289 nt
Organism: Hevea brasiliensis (rubber tree)
Lineage: Eukaryota; Viridiplantae; Streptophyta; Magnoliopsida; Malpighiales; Euphorbiaceae
Product: protein NUCLEAR FUSION DEFECTIVE 4
Exons: 3
Coding region: 247-1971 (574 amino acids)
Cellular component (GO): membrane
Source: RefSeq, a predicted model, not a curated record